Racocetra persica is the source of this 220-nucleotide messenger RNA. Lineage: Eukaryota; Fungi; Glomeromycota; Glomeromycetes; Diversisporales; Gigasporaceae. The record is from the annotation of a GenBank genome assembly.
GUUUGUUCUUUGUGCCCACUAAUAAUACAUUGGACGUUGUACCCACUAAUAAUACAUUGGAUGUUGGAUUCAUUCUUGAUUCUUGUUGCUUACUAAUAUAUUGGACGUUGAAUUCAUUCUUGGUACCCACUAAUAUAUUGGAUGUUGGGUUUGUUCUUAGUGUAAUAAUAUAUUGGAUGUUGGAUUCAUUCUUAGUUCCUACUAAUAUAUUGGACGUUGG